GAACAUGGCGGCUCACUGUUCCGUGGGACUGGCAACAAGAUCAGCAGGACUGGGGGGUUUCCUGCGGAGAGUUUGUUCUUUAAGAAGCUGCGGCCCCCCAAAAGCCCUACUGUGUCCGCACCAUCGCCACUUCUUCUGGAGGAAGUGGAAAAGUUCUCACAUAGUUCGCCCAGCUACUGUUAAGCCUGCCUAUGCAGUGCCCACGCACAUUGUGCGGCCUGACUAUGUAAACACUAGACUGAUCCCAGAAUGGCCAAACUACAUAGAGAUCAAAAGCCAAGAGCAGAUCGAAGGCCUCGCCAGAGCCUGUCAGCUAGCCAGACAUGUACUGCUACUAGCUGGACGCUGUCUGAGGGUGGGUAUGACAACGGAUGAAAUAGACUUCAUCGUGCACCAAGAGACAAUCAAGCGCAAUGCCUACCCAUCCCCUCUCAGAUACGGGGGUUUCCCCAAGUCAGUCUGCACAUCUGUGAACAACGUGGUCUGCCAUGGCAUCCCCGACAGUCGGCAACUUGAAGACGGAGAUAUCGUCAACGUCGAUGUCACUGUGUAUUUAGAUGGGUACCAUGGCGACACUUCAGAAACCUUCCUGAUUGGCCAGGUGGAUGAGGUCGGGCAGCGAUUGGUGGAAACUGCCAGGCGCUGCCGAGAUGAGGCCAUCGCUGCCUGCAAGCCGGGUGCACAGCUCUGUGUUAUAGGAAACACCAUCAGUGAAAUCGCCCACGCCAGUGGCUUUCAAGUGUGUCCUUAUUUCAUUGGACAUGGAAUAGGUUCUUGCUUCCACUGCCAUCCUGAGAUCUGGCACCAUGCUAACGACAAUGACAUGACCAUGGAUGAAGGGAUGUCUUUCACAAUAGAGCCCAUACUGAUGGAAGGGUCGGCAGAGUUUAGGAUCCUGAGGGACAAGUGGACCGCAGUGUCUGCAGACGAUAAGCGGUCCGCUCAGUUUGAACACACUGUGGUCAUCACAUCUGACGGAGUGGAUAUUCUCACUAAACUGCCAGAAGAGAGCAAAAAAUGUGACCUGAAGGAAUCUAACUGAUGUCCAGCUGUUAGAAAUCUCUUUACCUCAAACUGCCUGAGAUAACAAAACACUGUGACAAGAACUUGGGUAGUGAUUCAUCUGGAGAUAUUCAAAUCGAGCGUGUUGUUUCUACCUGUAACGUUUAUUAAAAGACUGAGGAGCACAUGUACAGAGGAAGAAGUGGCUGCUGGUGCAUCUAAUUGCUGAAGUAGAGAUCUAUGCAUGUCGUGAGUGUUUAUAUUGUCAUUAUAAGAGAUUCCCAAUAUUCUUCAAAUCUCAGUCUGUCCUUUUGCUAACCUAUCAGCUGGUGGCCAGUUUAGACAGUUUUUUUUUUUUGAACACAGAUUUGUGUGAUCCUUAAUGACAGCUUUAAUGAAGCCCAUGGUAGCUCAAUGUGAUUUAUGCCAAUCAAGAGAGACGUAUAACAGUUAAAUGGGAGCCACACAAGUAAGACCGUGGGAAGGAUUUUAGAGGUCGUGAGUCCAAAUUUAAAUUUUUGUGUACAAAUUUAGCUGUUUGAUUAUAUUUAUCUCCCUUCAUCAUUGUUUGAAUGUUUCAUAGCGUUCUCUACACUACAAGGUAUUUAAUUGUGCUGUAAAAUUCCAAGUCCUUUAUAUUUUAUUUCAAAUUUUUAGAUUUGGGUCAUACUAAAUCUCUUCUUGCAUACUAAGUAGUAUGGGUAUUGGAACUCACAGGUAUGUCCUAAUACAUAAAUGCAGAAUGCCAAAAAUAUCAGGAUGUCCUCCUGCAUCCUAUUGCUGUUUCAGAAUGCAUGCCAGCUAGCUUUGCUGGCUAUCCUGAUCCACAAUCCUCUGAGCAAGAGGGUCUAAGUUCAAGGUGUAAUGUUAUGACGAAGACGUUUUGUCCCGUUCAAUGCUUACUGUAUGCAACAGUGCACACUCUGUAAGGUCAGCUGACUGCAGUGUAGGUCAGUGGAGAAGUGACUCUUGGAAAGUGACUGUCAUCAAGUGUAGCCAGUAGGUGGCAGCAAACACUAAUACAUUUGACCUUGCAGCAAGCACAGGCUCCACAUCCUCCCUCAUGUCACUCAGAACGGGCUGCAGCACAACACACCACAUCUGACCAUCUCUAAUCUGUUUAUGGCCCAUAACUAUAAGUGGAAAGCACAUUUAGAUUAAUCUAAACCAAGUGUCGAUAAUGAAUUGUUUUGUAACGUCUGCUCCCAGGGCCUGAGGCCAACUUGAUUAUCAACUGCCCAACAUGACGAGGGCUUUUCACACUACCACCAGACUCAGUUUACCAAGCAUGACCGAGUGAUUCAGUGCAGCUUACAUGCUGAACAAUAACAUCUGCACAAACUAGAGGACAAAAAUGCUGUGCGGGGGUUGUAAAUUCCACUCAGCAUCACCCUUUUGGUCUAUUAUUCCUAUUCCUCUUAACUAUAUCUUUUAUCCACAGGUGGAUUUGAUAAAGAAGAGAACAUGCAAUCCACCUCUUUCUCACCUCCUUUUUGUUACCUGACACUUAGAGCUCAAAUUACUGGCUUGUUAAUUUACAUUAAAGUUAGAUUACAAUGUGCAGUAUGUGAGUGAUCAAAUUCUUCUCCUACAACCUUUGUCAAGUCCUUUGAGAGUUCUGUCCACAGUGCUGUGUGGAGAAAUGUAAACUUUAUGGUUUUGUAAUAAUACUCCUUAAUGCGUCUGUAACUGAAUAUGGUGAAGUGAAGCAGUUUAAGAGGGAAAAUAUGCAUAGGCAGAGAAAUUGGAUUCCAGCCUACUGGGUGUGUUUUCACUUCCUGCCAAUGUACUGUGUGUGUGUGUGUGUGUGUGUGUGUGUGUGUGUGCGUGCGCGCGCGCGCACUCAAGCCAGUGCCAGUUUGUGGGUGAGGCAGUAAGGAUUAGACAAAUAAAGGUGGAUGGGUUACUCAGGAGCCUGGUCAUGUCCAGCCAGGAAAUGAUUCACAUAUAUUUAUAAGAUGAUAAGGAUUACUUGGUCAUUUAUUCAGGUUUUAUUAAACUUGAGAGACAAAGUCAAAAUUUAAAACUGUAAAGAAAGGCCUUCUUGAAUACCAAACUAAGUGUCUUUUUUUUGUUGUAUCUUGUUGAAGCAAUGCAUUACUCCCCAUUUCAUUUUAGGGUGCGUGUCUGAAGGAGUGUGUUUCUUGUGAAUCAGGACAGGAGUAAGUAAAAACAACUCUUGACGGCCUUCCACCAGCAUAUGAUUCAUUCAAUUUGAAACAUAAAAAUCUGAAAAGACAUUUUUUUUUUUGUCAGCAAGAAGGAGAGAAAGUGAAGACAGAGCAGAAGCUAGGGAGAGUAGAGGUGGUAAGAGUCUUAGGGAGGAGCAGGGAGUGGCGGGGUGAGGUGUUGGACUGUAGUCAUGAAUCUUCUCUUCUGCCUCUCCUUUUCCUGCAUGUUGGGACUCAUUCCUGCUCUCCUGUAAAUCCUUGUCUGUUCUUUGGUAUUUGAUUUUCAAAUAACACGCCCACCAUUUAAAAUAUAUGAUGCGCUUCUGUUGCUUAUGACUGUGGAUUGUCAUUACUUCUGCUAAAGAAGGUUAUGUUUUUAUUCCUGUUUGGCUGUUAGUUAGCAGGAUAUCUUCAUAACUAUUCCAAUGACAUUUGGGUAAAAAGUUCAUGAUGGUACAAAUAGUGCCAUCAUGGGACACUUCACGCCUUUUUUUACACUCAGAAUUUAUUGCAAAACGACUUUUUCACGAUUCAUUCCGACAAUAUUAACAUAAUCUUUACCAUGCUGACGAUACAUGUGAAGUUCAUAUCUGCCAUCUGCAUUCCUCAUUCAUUCCAGCAUGUGUGAGGACACUUCUCUGUGUGUGUGUGUGUGUGUGUGUGUUUGUUAACAUAUUUACUGUCUAUGUGGUCAGUUGUUCUCUAACUACUGGAUGAGUAGAUUAAUGUGUUCCCACAUUCCAGGUGUGCACACCUACAUCCCUGUGUGUGUGAGACUGAGACUGUGAUAUAUCACACUUAGCUGGUAUCUCACUGAGGAGCUCCACAGGAAUUCUUGCUUUGCUUGGUGACCUGUACGAUUGUGGCAUUAGGAAAGCAAAGUAUUGUUUUCAGACUUGUAGAGGCAGAUCCCUCUGACACACACGUACUGAAUUUAACCGAGUAACCCUCUCUGCACUGAGUCAAAGCACCCGAAGGCCAAGCAAAAACAGCUGAGAUUGUUUUAUGGGAUCAAACAUGCACUGUGCCGGGACAAGCGGCUGCAGGGUGAUGUCGAGUGAGUAAACACCUUCACGGAAAUCCUUGCGGUAAUGGGGAUUUUUUUUCAUCAUAGACCUGCAGGAAAUGAGGGAAACAACAGAAAAAUCACUUUAAUAUUCCUACAUACAACUGGUCAAGAUCGUGGUCUGAACGCAGCUACUCACGUGCUCGACCUUCUUAAUGUCCUUUCAUUUUGUUUCUUCAUGUUGUUUGUUAUUUCAUUAUCCACUCUUUUUUAGUUGACAAACUCUGCGUGUAACACGACUACAGGCACACUAGCCUGUGAGUCAGUAUAGGAGCUGUGGUGCUUUGAGCUAAAUGCUCAUUUCAGCAUGCUAACACUCACAAUGACAAUGCUAAUGACAAUACUAAUAUUUGGCAGGUAUAUUGUUCACCAUGUUUACUAUUUUAGUUCAACAUAUUGGCACAUUUCAGUCUGGACCAAAGUGGGGCACAUUGGGGUCAUCCUUAUGUUCCCAGGAUCCUUUGUUCUCCAGCUCUACAUCCCCUAAAUAUAACAAUAAUACACACUUAACAUCUGUCUUCUUAGGGAUUUUAAAACGAUUUACACACACACACACAUCUGUUUUUUGCAUCCAGGUAGCCUAUGCUAUUCUACUGUCUGCAUUGUAUCUGUACUUGUUGUAAUCAGUACAUAUAAAGGUAAGAGAUAACGGUAAAUUGAACCUCAACCUGAUAUUACGUCCUCACAAAGUUGUUCUGUUGCUUUUCUUCUGUUUUGAGUCUGGCGUUGGAUUUUACGCAUGUGUCCAUUGAUAUGAACUAACAUUGUAAGAUAUUGAUAAAGGCUAUAUUUACAGUUCAAAUUGCAAAAAAACGAAGGGGGUUUGACAUUUCAAAUGCAGUUUGAAUGAUAAAAACAAAAAAUAAAUCUGUUCAGCUGCUGUGGAGAUAUCAAUGUCUAAAGUUUAAAAAAAAACCUUCUUACCUGGUGCAGGUUUCAAGAAGUAUUACAAAAGUAGGCUUUUGGCUGUAGGGCGGUGUUUUCAACACACUGACUUACUGAAACAUACACAGAACCUUUGACUGACUGAGGGGAAAAAACAUAGCUGAGAGCAAAAGAAAUGCGUCACAUUAAGAGGAUAUUAAACUGGGGAACAUAGGACCCUGGGAACAUGCUUCCGUGGACAUUUAUAUGAAGGAUGUUUUGGUGUCAAAUUAGGCCAUAUAGAGUAUGUGUGUCACAAGUUACAGUUAAUGUGCAAGAAUGCAUUUGUGUGUGUGUGUGUGUGUGUGACAGAAGAAGUCAGUUGUAAACUCGAGUCACCAGACUGGCGCAGGGAGGGCUCCCUCUUGAUUGACACUUACAAGGCAGAAACUUUCUCGUUUGACCUCUUGAGUCUUUCACUGCGAGGAAUGUUUUUUUUUGUCUUUUUAACACUGUGGAAAUAUUUUGGGGGAGUGUUUUAGUGCUCCCAGACCACAGAUAAGGACGCUAUCCACUUAUCCCAGUGUGUAGCUCUGUUUUCUGUAUGUACCUCUUUGGCUUCUGUGUGUCUCUUUGUUCCUUUGACACCCUUCCUGACUCUAAACAACUGCAGCAGACUGCCAAAAUAAGAGCAGAGGUGCUGUGUGUGUGUGUGUGUAUGUGUGUGAGAGUGUAGAUGGUAAACAUCACCCGAGGCAGCUCUAAAAGGUCAAUGAUAAAUGGACUGUCUGCCUCUGUUGUGUUGUGAGAUUCCCACAGACACACAAACACACUGGUGCUCACUGCCUGGCACAAUGUCCUCUAUUGCAGUGCUUGGACCACAAGAAAACUGGUUAUGCAGCUCAGAGCAAUACCCUUUUAGCCGUGUGUGUGUGUGUGUGUGUGUGUGAGCGAGAGAGAGUUAUUUGUUUAGGAUCAGAUAAGCUUUAUUCCUCAAGGAAAGCCCUCCCUCAUUUCUUUGAUCUAUUUUAGAAAGGUUUCACCACAACAAAGACUUGCAGUGCCGAUAUUAAUCAUUUUCAUUGAUAGACAAUCCUUUCAUUUGAUAUAUGUGAUAUUGAUGUAAGUUUCCUGUCUUGAUGAGAGGACAGAGAAGUUGAUGAGUGACAGACAUCACAUUUAGCUUUCCUGCUUUGACUAUGUUCCUUCCUACAGACCAAAGAUAUUUUCAACAAUAGUAACUGAGCUCCCUGUAUGUGUGCGUGUGUGUGUGUGUGCGUCUGUGUAUGCGUGCGUGCGUUUGAAUGUACAUUAUAGUGCACUGGACAAAAACAGAGGGAAGGACGUUCUUUCCAUGGAGCCUAAAGGAAUGGUGGAGGAAUUCCUUAAACAAUCCUCACAAAUUUGCAAGUCUCUGCCCAAAUCCUCAAGGUGCCAUUAAAACAACUGUGUGUGAGUGUGUGUGUGUGUGUGUGUGUGUGUGUGUGUGUGUGUGUGUGUAUCUGAAUUAACAAUUAGUCCCAUUCAAUAAUGUAUAGCUCUCUGUGGCCACCAAAACAAGGCAUUAUGGUGGAAACUGAUUUGUUGUGCUUCCAGCUUUGGACAAUGGGGUACUGGUGUGUGUACAGUGUGUGUGUGUACAGUGUGUGUGCACAUUCCCCAUAUUAGAGUUGUGGUUGAAGUGGUAGAUUUAUUGUAAUAUUUCCUUCUUAUACUGUAUUGUUUCUGCUAUAUUUUGAUUAUGAUAUUUUGGAUGUAUUCACUCUUUUGUUUCAUGAAAAAUAACUAUAUAUAUUUUUUGACCAACAAAUAAUUGAAGAUUUUAACAAUUAAGUAUCACACUGAAAAAAGGAAGAUAUGUGUAGUAUAAUUUAUCAAUAUUUCUGUUAAAUUAAUGACAUUAAAUUCACUGUGAAAAGGUUGCCUUCUCCCGUUUCACUAAGCCCUGCUCCCCAACACAAACAGUUUGUGUCUGCUUGAUUACUUUAAGUCCAAUGUUUUGGUUUACUUGAUACAUUAUCCAUUAAGGCGUAUAAAUCACACAAGCUUCUUUAGUUUGUCUGUUCUAUUUGCUGCUUUGACUGGGAUGUUGCGGUAAAUCAGCUUCUCAGCAGUUUAAUCAAGCGAUGUGCAAACAGGUUGGCCUCAUUAUGUCUUCUUAGCAGGGAGGGGCUCAGCACUGUUAACAUGUAGGAAGACAGGUGAGAUAGAUCUGCAGGUAAUGAUAUUCUGUUAUAUUUGGUUUGCUCAUUGCUAUGUAAUGAGUGCCCAUAGAUAGAUUGUGAUGUCAGCAGUAACUUACAGAUCUUGUAUUAAUGGUGUGUCCAUUAUUCCGUGUGAAUUUGGAUGCUUGCUCGGUUUAGCUCACCCUGUAUUCCCCUGAGCAGGUGGUAGGUUCCAAUUAGGUGAGACUGAGAAGGUAAAAUGUCAUUCACUGGAGUAGGGCCUUGUGGUGGCACAAGUCAGGGGAUCCCAAAAGUCAUUCAUCCUCUGUUUGCACACAAUUCAAAAGCAACCCUUCCAACAGUUGUUGAGACGUUCCAGUCUGGAUUGAGUGGUGGACACAACAAUACAACUUUGUGAGAUAAAAGUGAAUCAAAAACAGCAAACAAGCAUUUUGGUCUUCCUGUAUUCAUUAACGGUUGGCAAUCAGGUUGUGUCGGCACCUCCUUGUUUUAUUUUCCAGCUGCUGCACACUGACGUGGGCGCUACACAAGUCACAGUAUUUUACUGUUUGCCACUAAGACCACUUUACUGGAGCUAUUUGGACUUUACUGUCUUUCUCAAAAGAGAGGGGAGAGCCAUAUUUACAACACUUCCCAUAUUGUCCCAGUCAGUCUCUUUACAAUUUAUUAUAGCCUGGUCACCAUGGCUUUUAAAAACAUAUAUAUCAUCAAAUAAACUUUACAGUUUCACUACUGUCAGAGAGAGAUAUGGGUGUGUGUGUGUGUGGUGGGAGUUAAAUUGUGACUUCAAUGUGGCAGAUAUUUUCGGCUAAAAGCUAAAUUAAAGGUUCUCAAGAUGAUUUUCUGAGCAUUAAUAUAGCAGCAAACUACCAUUUGUUGUAAAGAUAUAGUGGAGUAAUGUUGUUUGCACUGUUGGUGCUGUCAGUCGCCAUGUUGAGAGCCAUGUGGAGGCAAUAGAAAUGCUCUAAACAACGUAUUGAGAACCUUUAAGGGUUGAAGACACAAUUCAAAAUGCAUUAUAUCAUUAGAGUUGAGAAGAGAGGAAAAACAAUAAAACUAUACAGAGCACCUGAUUUCAAUGGAAUGUGGCACAUUCACUUACAAGUGAAAACCUGUAAGAAUGAUGUUUUAUGUGCUGAGACAAACAUCCACCACCAACAUGAAUCUGUCAGGGGGAACUGAACAGAAUGGAAGUCAACUUUUCUCACUGUGCACCUCCCUCAGGUUAGCUUACAUCUCUUUGUAGCACACCUGGACCCAGCAACACCGGGACCCCUCUCACAACUCCUGCCAUCUCACAUUACAUCCUCUGGCCAGGGCUGGCCUCACACACACACGCACGCACACACACACACACACACACACAAACAACCCUAACUCAGGAGGUAAAUGUACAAAGGGGGGUUGCAAUUGUCCCGAAGGUGUUACAGCACUGCUUGGCAAGAGAAGACAUCAAUUACACCUUAUUGACUGUAAUCAAUACACUCAUCAAGAAGGGUAAAGGAUUUGUUACAGCAUACAAUGUGUGUGUGUGUGUGUGUGUGUGUGUGUGUGUGUGUGUGUGUGUGUGUGUGUGUGUGUGUGUGUGGUUGUGUGGUUGUGUAUGUGUCUCUUUAUGGUUUAACCAUGAGUAUAAAUUCUACUGAGAUAUAGGAUCAAUACUGUGAAUAUGAGAUACCACAUAGGGGAUGUAAAUUAGACAUCUGUCCCCACAAUGUCACUUGCUUGCUUACUAUAGCUUUGCUUUCUUUCUGUUUUGCAGGACAUUGCAGGACAGAUGGCAAGAUUAACACCCUCAUGUCUGUGUGGUAAUAUGCAGCUAUAGCCAGCAGCAAGUUAGCUUAGCUUAGCAUAAAAACUAGAAACAGGAGGAAACAACUAGCUUGACUCUGUGCCAAGAUGUGAAAAGCAGCCUACCCGCACUUUUACAUGUUCUGUUUGAUCCAUACAAAAACUGUCAAAAGUUCAGUAUUAAAUAACUAGGGAGCUUCAGAUAUUUUAGGCAGGCUAUCUGUCCCUGCCCCUGCUUUUAUGCUAAGCUAACUGCCUACUGGCUGUAGCUUCAUAUUUACUGUACAGAUAUGAGAAGGGUAUCAAACUCCUGGCAAAAUGUGCCUGCUGUUUGUUGAGAAAAGCUGCGUCAGCACUCAUUCCUCCUCUGUCCUCUGUUUUGGUUGAAGGCACUCUGGGUUUUCAGCUAACAAAGUUUUCAUACAUUUCUCUAAACUGAUUCUGAAUCAGCCAUAAACUAAUUCAGAGAUUAUCUUCUCUGAACAUAUCUACAGGCUUACACAAGUGAUCAGGGAAAGCGCAUUGAUGUGUAAGCUGUGAAAGAUCUCCGGUUUGGAGUUCAAUAUGAUUGUGAAACUGAUUGUGUGUGUGUGUGUGUGUGUGUGCGUGCGUGCGUGCGUGCGUGUAUUUAUCAGUACCUCAAGGCUACAUGUUUCUACAGUGUCAUAAAAACACACACACACCCUACCACUCAGCUCAUUCCGCCACACCCUCAGGUGAGUGUACGUUUGUUUUCCCUUAGUGUACCUGGAGCUUUAAGAACAAAUACAGGAAGGGAUGUGGCUCGGGCGAGUCUAGGCGCUGAAUUUUAGGUGUGUGUGUGUGUGUGUGUGUGUGUCAGAGAACAUUGCUUUCACUGUCAUUCCUCUACUUUAGCACCCAAGGCGAGGUCUGUGCUCCUCUGCUGUCGUAAUACUGAACAUGCUGUACACGGAGCACACACACAUGACUCAGUUCUUAAUUCUGGUUAGAGGUAAUUAAAAUAAUUGCAGUGUGUGCGUGCAUGUAUAAUGUUUUAUCAGGAUUCUUGUUUGUUGAAGAUAAACUAAAACUCUUUAAAAUAAGCAGUCACUGAUAGUCGCUAAUGUGUAUGUAUGCAGCUAAUGACUAAUUAUGCUUGUGUGCCAUUCAGCUCCUGACUCAGAGUUCAUCAGCAAUGAUUCAUUAAUAGAAUAAUCAGGAAGCCAAUUUCGACAUGCAUCUAACCAAUCAUUUGAUGGUGGUUCAUUUAACAGGCUGCCCUCAAGUAUCUUGGCAGUAUUAAUUAUAUCUUUGUUUAUUCAAUGUUGGGAACUACUUGCUUACUUUUUCUUUCAUUCUGAUCUGUUCUUUGGCAUCUGUGUGGCUUUACACUAAAACCAUGACUGAAUAUCAAUAGAUAGAUGCUCGACUGGAACUGCAGUGGUCUUUCAGUCUGUUUAAGUGUAAGAUGUGUGGCCUUUCUUUCCCGAGAAGAGAAGAGGGGAGAAGAAGAAAAUGAGCUAUUAUGAUAAUGACAGGCUGUGGUGCUGAGGACAGACGAUUGAAAAAAUAACGUGAACACAAUAAAGAAUGUUGUCUUUUCUGUGAUUAAGUGUCAUAUGUCUGUUGAUUAAUUGGUGGUCCUUCAGUCAUCACUCUCUCAAUAUGUCAAACACACACACACACACACACAAACUUUGGGCAUUUAUUGUGAAAGAACUAACACUCCUCACCUCACUUUACAAACUGUGGUUCUUAUCGGUGAUACGGUCGAUUCCUGUUUCUGAGCUUCUGCAGACAGAGCCAAAAUCCACUGGUGAUUGUCCAGCAGGCUGCUGCUCUUACCUGGAACAGCCCAAACUAGACGGGAAAAACUUUAACACAGAUGCAAAAAUAGAGUCAACAAGCAGAUGGUCACAUGAUUUAGGAAUUCAACUACUUCAAAGUGAGACAUUUUAAGAUAAGAGUCAUUUUUAUUAGAUAUCUGCCAAACACGUGACCGACCAGAACAUGUUUUGAACCUCUGAUUCAAUUAGCCUUUCCUUGAGUUCAAAUAUACAUCAAAUGCACCAAUUUUACCUGUUAAUUUAAAAUCUGAUAUAAAAGCAAUGUUGAUUCAGCUGAUCCUCAGAUCAGGAAGACUUAAGUAGUUAACAGACCUGCACAUUGAACCACAUUCUUCCCCUGUCCAAUUUCCCCUCACUGCAUUCCCCUCUUCCACCAUUAUUUGUGCCUUUUAUACUGUAUGUGGGCAGCUAGUUUCUCCCUCUCCCUUUCUGUCAGCCCUCUUUCUCAAUGUGCAGACAAAGCCGGCGUUGUCCGCUGAAAUGCUGUGUUGCGGGGACAGGCUUUGGGUCAGCGUCUCAUGGAAUGCCUUGAAAACCGUC
Anarrhichthys ocellatus (wolf-eel) is the source of this 11428-nucleotide messenger RNA. It is a transcript of the gene metap1d, whose product is annotated as methionyl aminopeptidase type 1D (mitochondrial). The transcript has 10 exons. The record is from RefSeq and is a predicted model, not a curated record. Gene Ontology annotation, biological process: proteolysis. Bases 5 to 1042 code for a protein of 345 amino acids. Gene Ontology annotation, molecular function: metalloaminopeptidase activity. Lineage: Eukaryota; Metazoa; Chordata; Actinopteri; Perciformes; Anarhichadidae.